Boleophthalmus pectinirostris (great blue-spotted mudskipper) is the source of this 4705-nucleotide messenger RNA. Its product is annotated as protein NLRC3-like. Gene Ontology annotation, molecular function: protein binding. The record is from RefSeq and is a predicted model, not a curated record. Bases 539 to 3769 code for a protein of 1076 amino acids. The transcript is spliced from 10 exons. NCBI's taxonomy places the organism in Eukaryota, Metazoa, Chordata, Actinopteri, Gobiiformes, Gobiidae.
UGACUGACUUUUGUGGCCCUUCUUCCGUUUUGUGUGUGUCUGUGUCUCUUUCGUGUUAGUCACUUUGUUUGUACUUGUACAUGUCUGACUUUGUUUGUGUUGAGACGCUUGGUUAGUUUAGUUUAGUGCCUUUUUGUUUUGCCACUCGAUUCUGUUUGUGGGUUUAUGUGAUUUUUACCUUGGGCACUUGUGAUUUAGUUUUGUCGUGUCUCUCUUAGUUUAGUGAAUCCUGUUAUUUUAUUUCUUAAUUUAGGUUAUUUUAUGUAGUAUUAAUUCAAUACUGGCAUGGUCUAAAAACUGGGAAUAGACUGGGAAUACAAGAUAGAAGAUAAUGCUCCUGACACUCCCUGCUGACACACCUUAUCUAAUCGAUAGACUUUAACCUGCUCCUCCUUUUGUGUCUCUUCUUGCUUUGGUAAGUUGUUUUAUUUAUUUCACUGCAAAAGGUUAAGAUUCCAAUUUCUGUAUUAAAAAUGUUUAAAGAUAAAAUAAAAGUUGAAUUCUCAGUAACUGCCUCAGCAAAUUCUGCAGGAUCAGCAUGGACCGACACACACCAGGUCCAGAAUCUGUUUCUCUGAAGAGUGACUGGUCCAAAGACUGGGAUGCAGACUUUAAAAGGAGUCCAGAAGUCCCUGGUUCUGGACUGACGUGUGUUUCUCUGAAGAGUGACCAGUCCAGAGAUGAAGGCCUUCUAUUUAAAGCUGCUGCUCAAGAUCAGGGAAUGAAGCUAAGCCCAGACGGAAACAAAGGAGAGCUCCCCCUGCUGGAUGAUGUGUUUUCUCGACUGGAGGAGGAGAUCCUGACUUUUGUGAAAGAGAAGCUGAGGCAGUUCCACAGGGUCCUAGCCUCUGAUUACCCAGAAUGCUCAGAGAUUGAGGAGGAGGAGUCGAGCAGCACAGAGGCGGUUCUGAACAUCACCCUGGACUUCCUGAAGAGGAUGAAGCAGGAGCAGCUGGCCAAACGCCUCCACAGCUGGUCGACAGAUACUGUUCACAGUGAACUGAAGACGCAUCUGCAGCAGAGGUUCAGCCGUGUGUUUGAGGGCGUGGCUAAAGCAGGAAACUCUGCGCCCUUGAACCAGAUCUACACAGAGCUCUACAUCACAGAGGGCGAGGCCUCAGAGGUCAACCAGGAACAUGAGGUCAGACACAUCGAGGCAGCGUCCAGGAAACUAACCACUCCAGAAACCACCAUCACAUGUGAAGAGCUUUUUAAAGGCCAUGCCCAAAGACAAAGACCAAUCAGAUUUGUGCUGACAAAGGGCGUGGCCGGCGUGGGGAAAACAGUGCUGACUCAGAAGUUCAGUCUGGACUGGGCUGAAGGUCGGGCCCACCAGGACCUCCAACUGCUGUUCCCGUUCACUUUCAGAGAGCUCAAUGUGCUCAGAGACACACAGUUCAGUCUGGUGGAGCUGCUGCACCACUUCUUCAGUCCAUCUAAAGUUCUCUGGAGCUUCCAACAGCUCCAGGUGCUCUUCAUCUUUGAUGGUCUGGACGAGUGCAGACUUCCUCUGGACUUUAAUGGAAGCAAGGUCCUAACUGACCCCACAGUCAGGACUUCGGUGCACGUGCUGCUGGUGAACCUCAUCAGGGGGAGCCUGCUUCCCUCCGCUCGCCUCUGGAUAACCACGCGCCCCGCCGCAGCCAAUCAGAUCCCUGCUGAGUGCGUCUCCAUGGUGACAGAGGUGCGAGGGUUCACUGACCUACAGAAGGAGGAGUACUUCAGGAAGAGGUUCAGAGACCAGGCCACAGCCGUCAUCUCCCACAUCAAGAGCAUCCGCAGCCUCCACAUCAUGAGCCACAUGCCGAUCUUCUGCUGGAUCCUCUCCACAGUUCUACAGAAGCUUCUUGAACAAACAAAGGAACCAGAGCUGCCCCGGACUCUCACACAGAUGUACAUCUAUUUCCUGGUGGUCCAGGUCAAAGUCCAGAACAUCAAGUAUCACCAGGGAUCAGGGGCAGACCUUCACUGGACACCAGAGACCAUGGAGAUGGUGCUGUCUCUGGGAAAACUGGCCUUUGAGCAGCUGCAGAAAGGAAACCUGAUCUUCUACGAGAGUGACCUGAGCGAGUGUGGGCUGGACGCUGCAGCGGCCUCAGUGUACUCCGGAGUGUUCACACAGAUCUUUAGAGAGGAGCCAGGCCUGUACCAGGACAAGGUCUACUCCUUCAUCCAUCUGAGUGUGCAGGAGUUUCUAGCUGCUCUACAUGUCCAUCAGACCUUCUAUGGCUCUGGAGUCAACCUGAUGUUCACAGAACAGACCUCUGAGAGAACUGGACAGAGGAGAAAAAGUAGAUCACAGAUAUUAAAAAGUUUGCGGUUUCUUAAAGAAAAAUCAAGGAAACCAACAAUGGAAGCUGAGUGGAGCUUUUACUGCUCUGCUGUGGACCAGGCCCUACAGAGUCCAAAUGGACAUCUGGACCUAUUCCUGCGCUUCCUCCUGGGACUGUCUCUCUCGACCAAUCAGAGCCUGCUCCCAGGCUUGCUGACUCAGGCAGAAAGCUUUCAAUCAACAUAUGUCAGUGAAAAUUACAAUAUAGUACGUUACAUUAAGUAUAGGCUUGAUGAGGCUCUGUCUCCAGAGAGAAGUCUGAACCUGUUGCACUGUCUGAAUGAGAUGAAUGACCACAGUCUGGUGGAGCAAAUACAGAACAACAUGAGAGAAGGAGGUCUCUGUAAUGGAUACAUGUCUUCAGCUAAGUGGUCGGCUUUGGCCUUCCUCUUGCUGUCCUCAAACUCAGACUUGGAGGAGUUUGACCUGAAGAAAUACAAGCCCUCAGAGAAGGGUUUCAUGAGACUGCUGCCAGUUGUCCAAGCCUCCACUAAAGCCAUUCUUUCCAGCUGUGUCCUCUCUCCUCACAGCUGUGGUCUUCUAGCCUCAGCCCUCAGCUCCUCCAGUUUGACACAUUUGGAUCUCAGCAACAACGACCUUCAGGAUUCAGGAGUGGAGCAGCUGAGUUCUGGCCUGAAGAGCGCCACCUGCAGAUUGGAAACCCUCAGGCUGUCUGGAUGUCUGGUCUCAGAGAGGGGCGGGGCUGCUCUGUCCUCAGCUCUGAGCUCCGCCCCCUCCCACCUCAGAGAGUUAGACCUGAGCUACAACCAUCCAGGACCCUCAGCAGAGCUCCUGACCGCUCUACAGGACGACCCACACCACCCCCUGCAGUCUGUCAGGCUGGAUCAUGCGGGAGAGCAGUGGAUGGUCCCUGGUCUGAGGAAGUAUUCUUGUGAAUUCUCUCUGGAUCCAAACACGGCUCACAGAAAACUGAGACUGUCUAAAAACAACAGAACAGUGACUCGUGUGGAGGAGGAGCAGCAGUAUCCAGAUCAUGAAGACCGAUUCACAGAACAACCACAAGUCCUGAGCUCCACUGGUCUGACCGGGCGCUGUUACUGGGAGGUGGACUGGAGAGGACAGUGGGUUGAUAUAGGUGUGAGUCACAGAGGAGUUAGAAGAGACAAAAGGUUUGGAGACGAUGAUCAGUCCUGGAGUUUGAAGAUAAAAUAUAGAAUUCACCAUUUUUCGACCAAAGAAGAAAGAAAUGCAAAGGAUUUGUGGGCGCUUGAAGAUUGGUCGAAUGACCAUAAGCCCAACUCAGGUCGAGUGGGGGUGUUCCUGGACUCUGAGGAUGGAUAUCUGUCUUUCUAUACGGUCUCCUCAAAUGGAAAUCUGUCCCACCUCCGCACAUUUUACUCCACAUUCAGUGAGCCUCUGUUUCCCGGGUUUGGACUGAAGUCUGAUGAUUCCUCAGUGACUCUAGUUAAUCUGUGACUGUAGUGCCCCCUUGUGGACACAUAACAGCAGGGUGGCAUGGUUUUGGAUUGUUGAGGAAACCAACCUGAGCUCCACACAGAAAGGCCCGAUUUGCCCCUGUCUGACCAACCAGGCGCUUCUACAUCAUGUUCAAAUCCCAAAGGACCUGGAAGUGGACGACAGAGGAUGAAAAACCUCUGUCCUAACUUGAGACAAUUCAACCACAGCUGUAAAUUUUUCAUGUUUCACUCAAAUGCAGAAGACAUCUCCUCAUUAGACAUUAGAACUAAAUAUACAAGUUAUUUUACCUGACAUAGUUUGAUGCUUUGAUGAUGAGGAAAUCCACAUUGUUUCUCAGUCUUUUUAUGUUGUUUCUUCCUCUUUUUUUUCUUUGUUUUUUUUUUUAUACAUGCAAGCAGCCAUGCUUGUUUUUGAUGUGAACGGAGCAUGCGUCUCUCUGCCUUUCAAUCAUGCCCUCUAAAAUCAGGGAAACAGAUCCAUCCAUCCAUUUUCUUCCUCUUAUCCGGGGCCGGGUCGCGGGGGCAGCAGUCUAAGCAGGGACUCCCAGACUUCCUUCACCCCAGACACGUCCUCCAGCUCCUCUGGGGGGGACCAAAACACAUUUCGAUAUUAUUUUAGUCAGAUUUUGUUAUGGUAAAAAUGUUCCUAAAUUUUAAAUCUUUCAUUAUUCAAAAUUUUAAAUGUUGUAGACAUUGGACAAAACUGCUAUGGUCCUGAUUGGCUCACUAGUUAAGAGAUGGGGAGUACUCAUUUACUUGAGUAACUUUUACAGAAAGUUUGCUUUUCAAAUGGCAUACUUUUACUCCUACUUGAGUAAUAUUUUUGUUGAAGUACUCUUACGUGAAUAAAAAUUGUGGUUCUUCUUUCGACUGCGAAUAAAUCUAAAGCGACAGAAGCUUUAUGUCAAAAAUAAAUGAGUUGAAGGUUUGUGUU